Molecule: messenger RNA, 1653 nt
Organism: Papaver somniferum (opium poppy)
Lineage: Eukaryota; Viridiplantae; Streptophyta; Magnoliopsida; Ranunculales; Papaveraceae
Product: serine carboxypeptidase-like 7
Exons: 13
Coding region: 24-1511 (495 amino acids)
Biological process (GO): proteolysis; secondary metabolic process
Molecular function (GO): serine-type carboxypeptidase activity; acyltransferase activity, transferring groups other than amino-acyl groups
Source: RefSeq, a predicted model, not a curated record
UAUACAUCCUCUUCGAACAAUCAAUGGUGAGGUAUUUGAAUCACGUUGACUUCAAUGUAUUUUAUCUCUCUCUUCUGUUACUUAUUCAAUCCAAAUCAGUAACCUCUUCUAAUGAUACAAUUAGUACGGGAUUAUUAUCAUCAUCAUUUUCGUCCCGAUCAACAGUUAAAUACUUACCUGGAUUUUCAGGACCGCUUCCUUUCUAUCUUGAAACAGGGUAUAUCGGUGUUAGUGAUGAAGAUUCGCCGACUAAUAACAAUGAUGGCGCUGAAGAUAUUGAGCUGUUCUAUUAUUUUGUGAAAUCAGAAAGGAAGCCUGAAGAAGAUCCCCUUCUAUUCUGGUUCACUGGUGGUCCGCGUUGCUCUAGUCUCAGUGGGUUGUUUUUUGAGAUAGGUCCUUUAAACAUGGACAUAGAUGGAUUUGAUGGUGGGUUGCCAAAAUUGGUGGUGAACAAUGACUCAUGGACAAAGGUUGCCAACAUAAUCUUCCCUGACGCCCCCGUUUACACUGGAUUCUCCUACUCAAAGUCUUCACCCAAUUUAUAUGUCGGAGACAAAAAGUCAUCGCAGAGCAUCUACGAAUUUAUCAUUAAGUGGUUAAUUGGGCAUCCGGAAUUUAAAUCCAACCCUCUUUACAUAGGUGGUGAUUCAUAUUCAGGCAUCAUUGUACCCAUGGUAGUACAAUGUUUAAUAAAUGAUAUUGAAACACGGAAGUAUCCAUUCCUUCAGCUGAAGGGUUACUUACUCGGGAAUCCAGUCACCGACAAACAAUUGGAAACUAAUGCAAAGGUACCAUAUGCUUAUGGCAUGGGCCUUUUAUCAUACGAACUCUAUGAGUCAAUGAAGGAGAACUGCAAGGGAAAGUAUUUAAAUUUUAAUCUAGACAACGUAAAUUGCACCAAGGAUCGUCAAAAAUUCCAAGAGUGCUUGGAGAAUAUUAAUUUAGCACAUGUUUCGGAAGAGAAAUAUUGCGGUCAGUUUAGACCUGUUGAUAAUAGAAGAUCCCUUUCAGCAGUCGUCGGAGAAGUUUUCACCUCACCGGAGCCCGAGCUUCCUACUCCGGGGUGCAGGAGUGAAAAUCAAAAUCUUGUAUCUGGGUAUUGGGCAAAUGAUGAUCGUGUUCAAGAGGCUCUCCAUGUAAAAAAGGAAACAGUAAAGAAAUGGAUUAGGUGCAACUUCACCGUACCUUACAAAGUAGACAUUCUUAGUAGCGUGGAAUAUCAUCAAAAUAUAAACACCAGAUUUGGUUAUAGAUCACUCAUAUACAGUGGCGAUCAUGAUUUCUUGGUGCCACAUGUUUCAACAGAAGCAUGGAUACGAUCACUGAAUAUAUCCAUUAUUGAAGAUUGGCGCCCAUGGCUCCUGGAUGAUCAGUUUGCCGGAUAUACAACAACAUACUCGAGCGGUCUGACAUAUGCGACUGUGAAGGGAGCAGGUCACACAGCUCCAGAGUACAGACCUAAAGAGAGUUAUGCCAUGUUUGAGAGGUGGAUUUCACAUGCUCCUUUAUAAGUGUGGCGACUAAUGACAAAUUAUUGUUGGCAAUGAAUAGAACCAACGGGCAGAGACUCACAGCUAUUAGCUAUAAUUAUUGAUGUGUAUUCAUUUCUACAACUCUUUCCAAAUACGUAAAAACAUAAUCGAUUAUUCUCGU